This is a messenger RNA of Cheilinus undulatus (humphead wrasse), 4368 nucleotides long. It is a transcript of the gene klc2, whose product is annotated as kinesin light chain 2. Gene Ontology annotation, molecular function: kinesin binding. Gene Ontology annotation, cellular component: cytoplasm; kinesin complex; membrane-bounded organelle. The coding region runs from base 104 to 1999 and encodes 631 amino acids. The transcript is spliced from 14 exons. NCBI's taxonomy places the organism in Eukaryota, Metazoa, Chordata, Actinopteri, Labriformes, Labridae. Gene Ontology annotation, biological process: microtubule-based movement. The record is from RefSeq and is a predicted model, not a curated record.
UGACGCCGGUCGGUUUAGAGCAUCACAACAUUGUCUUACUGCUUUGUUCGAGGGACAGAAAGCAUCGUAUUUCUCUUCGAUGAAGAGUCUGUGAAACCAGGAAAUGUCCACCAUGGUGUAUCCACGCGAAGAAGCCCUCGAGCGACUUAGCCAGGAUGAGAUCGUGCUCAACACCAAGGCCGUCAUGCAGGGCCUGGAGACGCUGCGCGGCGAACACGCCCAGCUCCUUAACUCCCUGCUGGACUGUACACAGCCGCCCGUCGCUCAGGAGAAAUCAGGACUGCUGCGUAAGAGUUUGGAGGCCAUCGAGCUGGGACUGGGAGAGGCACAGGUGAUCAUCGCCCUAUCGGGCCACCUGAGCGCCGUGGAGUCAGAGAAGCAGAAGCUGCGCGCUCAGGUGCGUCGGCUCUGCCAGGAGAACCAGUGGCUGCGAGACGAGCUGGCGGGGACGCAGCACAAACUGCAGCGCAGUGAGCAGAGCGUGGCCCAGCUGGAGGAGGAGAAGAAGCACCUGGAGUUCAUGAACCAGAUCAAGAAGUUCGACGAUGACGUCUCACCCUCCGAGGAGAAGAGCCAGAGCUCCGGAGGGGGAGGCAGCGGCGGGGGUGCGGGAGAUGCUUCAAAGGACAGUCUGGACGACCUGUUCCCCAACGACGAUGACCAGGGUCCAGCCCAGCCCAGCGGCGAGGUGGCCGCCCAGCAGGGAGGCUACGAGAUCCCAGCCCGCCUCAGGACGCUGCACAACCUGGUGAUCCAGUACGCCUCUCAGGGCAGGUAUGAGGUGGCCGUGCCUCUCUGCAAACAAGCACUGGAGGACCUGGAGAAAACAUCCGGACACGACCACCCCGAUGUGGCCACCAUGCUGAACAUCCUGGCCCUCGUCUACAGGGAUCAGAAUAAAUACAAAGAGGCUGCUCACCUCCUGAACGACGCCCUGGCCAUCAGAGAAAAGACUCUGGGGAAGGACCAUCCAGCUGUGGCUGCCACCCUCAACAACCUGGCUGUUCUGUACGGAAAGAGAGGAAAAUACAAAGAGGCAGAACCUCUGUGUAAGAGAGCACUGGAGAUCAGAGAGAAGGUGUUGGGGAAGUAUCACCCAGAUGUAGCCAAGCAGCUGAACAACCUGGCCCUGCUGUGCCAGAACCAGGGCAAGUACGAUGAGGUUGAGUACUACUACAGACGGGCUCUAGAGAUCUACGAGUCCAAACUGGGAGCUGAUGACCCCAACGUGGCCAAGACCAAAAAUAAUUUGGCUACAUGCUACCUGAAACAGGGGAAGUUCAAAGAUGCAGAAGCCCUCUACAAAGAGAUUCUGACCAGGGCACACGAGAAGGAGUUUGGAUCAGUUAACAACGACAACAAGCCAAUCUGGAUGCACGCCGAGGAGAGAGAGGAGAGCAAGGGGAACCGCAAAGACUCCGGCCCGUAUGUGGAGUAUGGGAGCUGGUACAAGGCCUGUAAGGUGGACAGCCCAACAGUGAACACCACCCUGAAGAGUCUGGGGGCUUUGUACCGUCGUCAGGGCAAACUGGAGGCUGCAGAGACGCUGGAGGAGUGCGCCAGCAAGACACGCAAACAGGGUAUCGAUGCCAUCAACCAGAGUAAGGUGGUGGAGCUGCUGAAGGACGGAGGAGCCGGAGGGGCAGACAGACGACACAGCAGAGAGGGAAUCAACGGACCGGGGGGACAGAGGGGAGAGAAUGAGGGAGACGACUCUGCAGAGUGGAACGGGGAUGGUAACGGGUCUCUGCGUCGCAGCGGCUCCUUCGGGAAGAUCCGUGAUGCCCUGAGGAGGAGCAGCGAGAUGUUGGUGAAGAAGCUGCAGGGCAGCGGUCCACAAGAACCCCGAAACCCAGGAAUGAAGAGAGCCAGCUCACUCAACUUCCUCAACAAGAGCACCGAGGAGACCACACAGGACGCCAACUCCGGAUUCUCAGAGUGCAGGGGACUGAGCGCCAGCAACGUUGACCUAUCCAGACGCAGCUCCCUGAUCGGCUAGACGGCGGGACUGGGCAGAAAAAGAGCACGCCCAAUGAGGAGAGGCUGUUUGCAGCUGGGUUUGAUCCAACAAACACACCUUAAAGCUCAAACACCUUCACCUGCAGCAUAUUUUUUUAAAGACCACUGAAAAUAGAAGCACUAAACAUCAUCUUAUCCACAUGAUCGCUGCUGCUUCGCUGUACAAACCGCCUCCCUCCAUCACAACAGAAUAUUUAGAUACACACUUAUCAGCAUGCUGCUUUAUAGAAAGUGGAAUGUCUGCACCUGAACGCCUCAUGUUUUUGACUCAUAGCACUGUAGCGACGCGUCGUAGCCACAUCGUGAUGAGUCCGUCUCUUAGAUCCACACGUGCAGACGCUCAGAGAGAAGCAUCACUCUGUAUAUUCCACCUGUAGCAUGAAGAAUUAGCUGAUGCUAACCACAUAUUGGAUCCAUAUCAUAGCUGGUUGAAAACGGUAUGAUUGAUUUUAUCAAACAGAAAACAAGCAGUCUUUGAGGAUAGCACUGAACGUUUAAACCUCACUUUUGCCUUCUUGUUUUUAUGUAUAUACAGUUUUAAAUUAUUAUUUCAUAUUACAUUCUUUGUAUAUAGUGCACAUGUUUCUUUUUGUUUACACUCUACGGGGUAAAAGACGGCCUCAGAUUGAUGUUUUUCAAGAGGGAGGAGAGAGCAGGGAGAAAGAGAAAAGAAAGGAAAUGUUCAAAAAUGCUGGUACAUGUCUUACCUCAGUCACUGGAAUCAUUCUGUCUGGACCAAGUAAUGCACUUUGAGCAUAGUAGUACUGUUUCUGAUCGCUUAAAUAUCCACCGUUCAUAUCAAUGCCAGGACUGAGAGUCUGAGUAAAAAGCUGGAGAAGUUAACUUUGAAAUAAAGCCACAUAUCACUGUUCAAACCCAGCCUUUCCCCAUUACAGCGAAUCAAAUUAAACACCUUUAGGUACGAUUUGCAAUGAAAACCGUCGCAUUUUCAGGCUUUUACCAAUCAGUAACAAGUCUGGAUCUAAUAAAGUAAAAUGCUGUGAUAGAAAUGUUUAAAUGUGAUUUGUUUACAAUCAUUAAAUCAAUAAAAGAUACUACCUUAAUCAAUGAUUUAAAGCUGAUGCAGUGCAUUAGCUACAUAUCAUUUCUUGCUUUUUACCUCUUAAUUUUUGCAGAAUGUGUAAAGAAAUCCAUGUUUUGUUUUUCCAUGCUGACCUAUCAGACGUCAUCAGUCAUAAUCAAACAAUCACAGAAAUCCGACUGAUGAUAGAUUCAUCUCUGUGAAUGUCAUCCCACUGAUGCUUUUCCUGCUCCAGCUCUGAGCUUUUUAUUUAAAAAGACACUGCAAGAUGAUCAUUUGAAUGUUGAAUUUUGUCUUCUGUCGAGUCAUUGACACUGGAGUCUUUUUUGUUGUUUUGUUUGCAAUUCAGGAGCGAAACUCCACCAAAAUGUCACCAAUACCAAGAGAAGUGUCCGCAGAAUGUACAUGUCAUGUGGCGAUCAGACUCGGUGAUACGCGACUCAAACUGUCAAAGAACCACCGUUUUCUUUGCUUUCUCUGUAAGUUGUUCUCAAGCUUACUCUUAAACUUUUUAAAGCAAAAAAGCCAGAAAAAGUCGGUACUUUGCAGCUUGAUCCAUAAAUGAUGAGACGCCGGUUUCUAAUGAAGGCAUUUGAUCAACGAUGGUGCGUGCACACCUUCACAGCUAUGCCGAAUGAAGCUGAAGUCGCCUCGUUAAAAUCAGCCCACUGAGUUGCAUCGCUGAGUCUGAAAAAGUGCUAACUCUUCUAUCAGCUUGUGAAUGUGCAAGAUGGCACCAGUCUUAGAUUGUGGAAUAACAAAGGAGUAAAGUAUGUUUAAAAAAAGAAAGACUUGGAAAGUUUUCUGCAGAAGGAAAUGUGCUUUAAGUGUCGUUCGCAGCAAAUAAUGUACAGAAUUAUACAACCUUUAUAUGUAUGUUUACUGUAUGUCACUUAGAAUAAUGGGAAAUUUCUCCAUACACUAUCUCAGAAUCAUAUAGUUGUGUAUAAAAUGCCUAGAAGCUACUUUUUCCAAUUCCCACUGUUUUAGUCAAUCCUUUAAUCAGCCACCUCUUCCACCCUGGUGAUUUUUUUCUGCAACUUCUCACAUGGUGUUCAUAACAAACUCCAUAAGUUCUCAGAAAUUUACAAAAUAAAACCAGAGAGAGCUUGAUAAGAUGUAAAUGUUGAUUUAAGGUUUCAAACCUGACAUUUCAAGAUAAAUGGAUCUUUUGUCUGUUCUGUUCAGAUAUUUAUAGAGUAUUUAAUGUUGCCGGAGUUUGUAAUCAUCUACUGCUGAUGAUCAGAGAGAUCUUAUUGUGAAGGGGCCAACCUAAUGUGUAUUUUAUGGAAGCUUCAAUAAAAUCA